CUCUCUCUCUCUCUCUCACACACACACACACACACACACACACAGUUCUCUGCAAUUUGGAAGUUGAUUCCCUGUAAUCAAUGCCUGUAAAGCUCUGGGGAUCUUCAUCUGGAAUUUAGUAGCUGCAAGAUCCGUUGCAAGUUGUGCUCCCAGUGGUCUCAGUAUAAAACUGACCACGUAGGGAGCUCUUGACUGGACAUUGCAGGCUGACAUUUGUUUGUCGUUUAUGUUUUUUUUAAUGACGGUGGUGUCUAGGUCAGUUGAGCAAACGUUGACUAAUCAAUUGGAUUGCCUGCUACACAAGCACAGGUUUGUUUAGAGACAAUUUGUCCAAGAAAAGGCAAAUAUCAACCUGAUACUUGAUUAGUUUAUUAUGCAAGACAUAUGAGUGAGCCAAUGUUGGUAUUAUGGCCAUUCAAUUGAUAUGAGAUGUGCUUAUAAUUGACUUUAAAAUAAAGGGAUUCGAAGAAAUAAUCCUAUAUUGAGAAUGGCGACGUGGGAACACUUUGGGGAAGUUGCAAACUUUGCCCAGCUUGCUGGCCUUGAUGCAGUGAGGCUAAUUGGGAUGAUUGUAAAAGCUGCUAGCACAGCUCGGAUGCACAAGAAGAAUUGUAGGCAGUUCGCACAGCAUCUCAAGUUGAUCGGGAAUUUAUUGGAGCAGCUUAAGAUUACAGAACUCAAGAAGUAUCCCGAAACCCGCGAGCCAUUGGAAUAUCUUGAAGAUGCAUUAAGGAGGUCUUAUAUGUUGGUCCACAGCUGCCAGGAUAGGAGCUAUCUUUAUCUGUUGGCUAUGGGAUGGAACAUCGUUUACCAGUUCCGGAAGGCUCAGAAUGAGAUUGACCAAUAUUUGAAGAUCAUCCCUCUUAUCACUCUGGUGGAUAAUGCUCGAGUCAGGGAGAGAUUUGAAAUCAUCGAGAAGGACCAGUGUGAAUACACUUUGGAGGCUGAAGACAUGAAGGUGCAAGAGGUCAUUUUGAAACGAGAGCCCUCUAAACAUGAUACAGUAGUGUUGAAGAAGACCCUUUCUCGUUCCUACCCAAGCAUGCCUAUCAAUGAGGCAAUUCAAAAGGAGAAUGAAAAGCUUCAGCUGGAACUGCAACGUUCACAAGCUAAUUUAGAUGUAAGUCAUUGUGAGUUCAUUCAGCAUCUUCUCGAAGUCACAGAGGUAGUUGCAUCUGAAUCUCUUUCUGAGAAGAGUUCACCCACCAAGCCUACCAAAAAGUUAGAGCAUAGUCACUCAGAUGUCAACAGUGACAAGGAACACUAUGAUAGAAGUUAUACUAAGAGCGAUGAGAAACAGUCAACUUCAAGAAUCUCUUCAUCAGUUUCAUCUCAGCGUGAACUGCUGUCUUCAAAGGGUUCAGAUCGAUAUGACGAGUGGCAUUCAGAUCUGUUGGGCUGCUGUUCAGAACCUCUCUUAUGCAUGAAAACCUGUUUCUUUCCUUGCGGUACAUUUUCUAAAGUUGCCAGUGCUGCAGCUGACAGGCAUAUAUCUUCAGCAGAUGCCUGUAAUGAAUUAAUGGCUUACUCAUUGAUACUGUCCUGCUGUUGUUACACUUGCUGCGUCAGAAAGAAGCUACGGAAAAAGCUAAACAUCACGGGAGGCAUUAUUGAUGAUUUUCUCUCACACUUAAUGUGCUGUUGCUGUGCUCUUGUCCAAGAAUUGCGUGAAGUGGAGAUACGUGGGGCUCAUGGUACAGGGAAGACGAAAACAUGUCCUCCACCUUCUCAAUUUAUGGAAUCCUAGGAAAUUACGGUUGGCGUUUUAAGGCUAAAUUUUUUAUAGAAUUAUGCAGAGUUAAUGACUGAUUAACUUGUCACUACUGGAUUCAUGCAUCGUGAUAGUUUCUGACUGAGUUUAGUCAACCAUUCUGUAAAGUAAUUCUUAGUAAUCCAGAUUCAGCUUGUACAGAAUAUAUUCUAUAGUUUUCAACGGUUCAUUGUCCAUUCCUUAAACUGUGGUUGACAAAUCA
Molecule: messenger RNA, 1973 nt
Organism: Nicotiana attenuata
Lineage: Eukaryota; Viridiplantae; Streptophyta; Magnoliopsida; Solanales; Solanaceae
Product: protein MID1-COMPLEMENTING ACTIVITY 1-like
Exons: 8
Coding region: 488-1747 (419 amino acids)
Biological process (GO): cell surface receptor signaling pathway
Source: RefSeq, a predicted model, not a curated record